AUGGAGGGGACUCUGGGAUCAGGAGGUGUGUUAAAGAAGAAAAGUUCAUCAGGGUGUUUAAUUAUUAAAAAGAAAAGUGAAAAUAACAAUUUAGGUGGAUUGGUGGGUUUGAAUUAUAGUAAGGAAAAAAAGAGGCCAAGAUUAGUUGUUAGUGAUUCGGGUUCGAGUGAUGAGAACCAGUCAUUAGAAUUUAUGAGAAGAAAAGUGAAUGAAAAGAAAUUUCGGAAUAGUACGUUGGAGGGUAGGAGGAGUGGGCUGGAAGACAGGGAGUAUUAUAGGAAAAAUGGUGGGAUGGAGAGUAGUAGUGAGAGGAAAAGAAAUAGGUUAGAUUUGUUUGAGUUUGAUGAGUAUGAUGAGUACGAAGAGCUUGAUGGGAAGAAGAUGAGGAAUGAGUAUGUUCAAGACAGGUUUAAGAUGGUUGGGCGAAGUAGUGGUGGGGAUUUGAAGGAAGUUGGGGGAGGGUCGUCAAGCCGGAAUGUGAUGGUGGAUAAACGGAGUCAUGGUUCAUAUUUUGGCAGUUCUAUUUCUGCGAAGAGUAAAGGGGUUGAGUAUAGUGGUGGGAGGAGUAAGGGGCUUAAGUUGGACGAGGACGAAGGACAUAUGCCAAUUUCAUCAUUAAGGUCAAAGUAUCAGGGGGUGGCGGAUGAGCCAAUUAGGUUGCAGGGGAAGAAUGGGGUAUUGAAGGUUAUGGUGAAUAAGAAGAAAAAGAUGGAUUUGCCAUCUCAGCAUAAGAGUUAUGAACCUCAUGAAGUUGAAGUAAGAAAGGAUUCUAGGUCUGGAAAUGUAGUCGAGAAGGAUUUAUUGGGAAGAUCAUUUCAUUUGACUUCAAAACAACAUAAAAAUGGUUUAUUUGUUGACAAAGAGAAAAGGGUUGAGAAGGAGAAAUUGGACCUGCAACUGGAAAAUGCAAAACCAUUUAUGAGCAAAGGCAAAAAAGAUAGAGAUUCACAGGUUGAUGAGAUUGAUACAUUGGUCGAACUGGAGCGACCAGAUCCGCAUGCUGGAAGCUCAAAGAAGAUGGUGAAGAAGAAGGAAGAAAGAACUCACCCUCCCGAAAAAGGCACACCAUCUAAAGGGAAAGAAGAGAAAGUGAAGCGUGGUGGGAGCACAGAAAAGCAAAUGCUGCGUGAGAAGAUAAGGGAAAUGCUAGUUGAUUCUGGCUGGACAAUUGAUUAUAGACCUCGGCGAAACAGAGACUACCUAGAUGCUGUGUACAUUAACCCGAGUGGAACAGCCUACUGGUCAAUAAUUAAGGCUUAUGAUGCGCUCAAGAAACAGUUGGACGAAGACAAUGGGAAAAGUAAAUCUGAUGUUGGCUCUUCCUUGUUUGCUCCUUUAUCUGAAGAUCUAAUAAAUAAGCUUACAAGACAAACUAAAAAGAAGAUUGAGAAAGAAAUGAAAAGGAAGAGAAAAGAAGAUCGCACUAAUAAGAGUGCUAAAAAAUCUGCCGUGAAAGAGAUUGCAGAGAGCUCAGACAGUGAUCAGAAUGAUGAAGUGGAAGAAGAGAAGGGGGAUGAUUCAUGUGAUGAUUUACCCAAAAGGAAGCCCAAGAAAGACAGAUUUGAAAAAAAUUCCAACAAAACAAAUUGUAAAGCUAUACAAGGUAGAACAAGUAAGAUAAUCGGGAGAUGCACUCUGCUUGUUCGCAGCUCUAACAGAGGACAAAACUCGGAAUCUGAUGGUUAUGUUACAUAUACUGGAAAAAGAACUGUGUUGGCAUGGUUGAUUGACUCUGGUAUUGCACAGUUAAGUGAAAAGGUACAGUAUAUGAACCGUAGACGCACACGUGUAAUGUUAGAAGGCUGGAUCACGAGGGAUGGGAUCCACUGCGGUUGCUGUAGUAAAAUCCUUACAGUUUCAAAAUUCGAGCUCCAUGCUGGCAGCAAGUUGCGUCAACCAUUUCAGAACAUACUUUUAGAGUCUGGGGCCUCACUUUUGCAGUGCCAAAUAGAUGCCUGGAAUAGGCAAGAGGAGUCUGUGCGCAAAGAUUUCCACAUUGUAGAUGUUGAUGGUGAUGAUCCAGAUGAUGAUACAUGUGGUCUUUGUGGUGAUGGAGGGGAUUUGAUCUGUUGUGAUAGUUGUCCAUCAACUUUCCACCAGAGCUGUUUGGGAAUACAGGCGCUCCCCCCAGGUGAUUGGCACUGCCCCAAGUGUACAUGCAAAUUUUGUGGGGAUGUUAGUGGAAAUGUUGCUGAAGAAAAUGACGGGACUGUCGAGCUUAUCAGAUGCAUCCUAUGUGAAAAGAAAUCUCACAAAUCAUGCAGUGAGCUGGUGGAUGCUGUGCCUGUGAGUUCACAUGGUGAAUCUCAUUCUUUUUGUGGGGAUAAGUGCCAAAAGCUCUAUGAUCAUUUGCAGAAGAUUGUUGGAAUCAAACAUGAACUGGAAGCAGGAUUUUCUUGGUCUCUUAUUCAGCGAACAGAUGUUUCUGAUACCUUGCACCGUGGAUUUCCUCAAAGGGUGGAAUGCAAUUCUAAGCUAGCUGUCGCGUUAUCGAUUAUGGAUGAGUGUUUUUUGCCCAUCAUUGACAGGAGGAGUGGCAUCAAUAUAAUUCGUAAUGUUGUCUAUAGUUGUGGAUCAAACUUUAAUCGUAUGGAUUUUCAUGGCUUCUAUACGGCAAUUUUGGAGCGAGGUGAUGAAAUAGUUUCCGCUGCAUCUGUCAGGAUACAUGGGAACUGUCUUGCUGAGAUGCCAUUUAUUGGGACUCGCGAGAUCUAUAGGCGCCAAGGAAUGUGCCGGCGGCUUUUGUCUGCUAUUGAAUCGACCCUGUGCUCUCUUAAAGUCGAGAAAUUGAUUAUCCCUGCCAUAUCAGAGCAUAUGAGCACAUGGACUAUAGUGUUUGGUUUCCAUCAACUUGAGGACGCACACAAGAAAGAAAUGAAGUCCCUGAAUAUGUUGGUCUUUCCUGGGACAGAUAUGUUGCAGAAACAGUUAAUGAAGCGAGAAAUUUCAGAUGGUAUUGAGGAUGUUAAAUCCGAAGAGAAUCAACCUCAGUUGAAUGUUUCGGUAGACAAAUCUGGGUUGUGUGAAGAGAGAAAGAUCUAUGAAAAAGUUGAUGCCAUGGAUUCUGAUUCCCCAGCAUCAGUUAUUCCUUCAAAUGAUAAUACCGCGACUAGUGCAUCAGAUGCUACUCAUAGAUCUGACAGAAGCAAGGUAACGACUGUAAUCAAGUCUGAGACGCAGGAAAAGCUAAAAGAAUCCACUGCUAGCUUGAAGUGCCCAUCUAACUCCACUGGAAGUGCUGACUUCUCUGAGAUGGAAAAUCCCUUGCUAGAACUUCCUCUUAAGGAUAAUUCUGAGUCUUCUGAGGCGGCUGUCAUGGAUCAUGAGUGCAAAAUAAGUUCUAAAGUUCCUUAUCUGGAAUCCAUUGUUGAUCCUUCAGGCGAAACUUCAAAAAUGGCUGAGGCAGCUGCUGAAAAUGAAAACCCUGUCUCUGGUUCUGGUAUUUGCCGUACUGAUAAAUGCACCAUGCAAUCCAAGUUGGGAUCGGAUGAUCACAAUGUGGUUGAGAACGAAAGCAAGGUAGAAACUGCUUCAGAGGUUUAUAUGGAAGUAGAAAUUGCUAGAAUUCAGAUUGAUAGAAGCUUCACAGUCGAGGUUUCUGAUGAUGCUGCCAUCCCUGAAUUAAAUGUAAAAGAUGGUUGCAUUGAAACAUCUGCACAGAGUACUACAGAGAAAGUCAAUGGAGAACGGAGUUCUGCUAAUCGGUUUAGUGCACUUGACAGUGAAAUUGAACUUCAUUCAUCUGUAGAACUUCCCUCUGAUUCUUUAGCUGCUGCUGAUGCAAAAAUCACUCUCGUUAAUGGUAAUAUAUCUUCCUUACCUUUUAAGGAUACCAAUAACAAAUAUGACUUGGCGGCCUCUUGUACUGAGGAAAAUGUUGAAGUUAGUGGUGUGGAACCAGCUUUUGGUUCUUCUCUUGCCAUUUCUACACAUGCUGCUAAUGGGAAUAGCAUUGACAAUCAAGAUCCUGUGUCUGUUUUUACUAUUGAAGGUAGUGAAAGUACGAUGAGAUUGAACCCGGACUUGAAUCAGGAGUCUGUCCUUGAGGUGGGACGUGACCAAGAAAGUUAUAAGAAAGUUGUCGAUCCAACUGAAACUGAUCAUUCUAGUGAAAAAAGCAGGAUGAAUAAUCCGCAAGAACUUGAAGAAAAAAUUUCUUGUGUGAAUUCUUCUUGUGAAGCCUUGGCUCGAAAUGCAGCAUCCAAUAACACUGCUCAAGCAAAUUUUGAGGCCACCUUUGAAGAUGCAGGGGGAGGCAAUGGAGGAAUACACAGGUUGGGUUGUAAUGUUGUUAAUGAAGUGGCAAAGGAGUUUUUGGAGGCACCAUGCAAUUGGGUAUUGAGUUUUAAACAGAGUGAUGAUGCCUAA
Molecule: messenger RNA, 4368 nt
Organism: Fraxinus pennsylvanica
Lineage: Eukaryota; Viridiplantae; Streptophyta; Magnoliopsida; Lamiales; Oleaceae
Source: the annotation of a GenBank genome assembly